ACUCCCAGUCUUGCGCGGGAGGGCGUGUGUGUGUGUGUGUUUGGUGGGACAUCCUCCUCCUCCUCUGUCUCCUCCCUUCUCUCCCCCCCUCGCAUAAGCCGCUGCCGGUGCUGAAUGAGAGCGGCGGCGGCGGCGGCGGCGGCUGAAGCAGGCGGGUGGGCGAGUUCGCCGGACGGGAGCUCGGAGGCUGGUGGCGCCUCGCCUUCUUUCUCUUCCUCUCCCUCUCCCUCGUCAGCAGAAAUGAUGACUCAGAUGCCUUGAUGACGAAUUGAUUACUGAAUCCACUGCUUCAGAUGUAGGGCAAAAGCCUGAUGGUGUGGGCAGUAUGGACCUAAUGAACGGGCAGCCCAGUAGUGUUAAUAUUGCAGCUACUGCUUCAGAGCAGAGUAGUAGCUCUGAGUCGCUGAGUGACAAAGGUUCUGCUGAAUUGAAGAAAAGUUUUGAUGCAGUAGUAUUUGAUGUUUUAAAGGUUACACCAGAAGAAUAUGCAGGCCAGAUAACACUAAUGGAUAUUCCUGUAUUUAAAGCUAUUCAACCAGAGGAACUGUCAAGCUGUGGUUGGAAUAAAAAGGAGAAAUACAGCUCUGCUCCAAAUGCCGUUGCCUUUACAAGAAGAUUCAACCAUGUAAGCUUUUGGGUCGUUAGAGAGAUUCUUCACGCACAGACAUUAAAAAUAAGAGCUGAGGUUCUGAGCCACUACAUUAAAACUGCUAAAAAACUGUAUGAGCUGAAUAACCUACAUGCCCUUAUGUCUGUGGUAUCUGGACUGCAAAGUGCCCCCAUCUUCAGGUUAACCAAAACAUGGGCGUUACUGAGCCGAAAGGACAAAACUACCUUUGAAAAGCUGGAGUACGUAAUGAGUAAAGAAGACAAUUAUAAACGGCUUAGAGACUAUAUUAGCAGCUUGAAGAUGACUCCUUGUAUUCCAUAUUUAGGUAUUUAUCUCUCAGACUUGACAUAUAUUGACUCAGCAUACCCAUCCACAGGAAGUAUUCUGGAAAAUGAGCAGAGAUCAAACUUAAUGAAUAACAUACUUAGAAUAAUAUCAGACUUACAACAGUCUUGUGAAUAUGAUAUCCCUGUGCUGCCUCAUGUUCAAAAAUACCUGAAUUCUGUUCAGUAUAUAGAAGAGCUUCAAAAGUUUGUGGAAGAUGACAACUAUAAGCUUUCAUUGAAGAUAGAGCCUGGGACCAGUACUCCCCGUUCUGCUGUAUCUCGUGAAGAUUUAGUAGGCCCUGAAGUUGGAGCUUCUCCACAAAGUACACGAAAAAAUGCUGCAGCUGAAGGAGCAUUGCUUCCGCCAACUCCUCCAUCCCCUAGGAAUCUGAUGCCACAUGGGCAUAGAAAAUGUCAUAGUUUAGGUUACAAUUUCAUUCAUAAGAUGAACACAGUAGAGUUCAAAAGUGCUACAUUCCCCAAUGCAGGACCAAGGCAUCUACUAGAUGACAGUGUCAUGGAACCACAUGCCCCAUCUCGGGGCCAGGCAGAGAGCUCCACUCUCUCAAGUGGAAUUUCAAUAGGUAGCAGUGAUGGUUCAGAACUCAGUGAAGAGACUUCAUGGCCAGCAUUUGAAAGGAACAGAUUAUACCAUUCUCUUGGUCCGGUGACAAGAAUGGCACGAAAUGGUCAUCGAGGCCACAUGAAGGGCAGCAGUUCUGCAGAGUCUGAAGACUUAGCUGUUCAUUUGUAUCCUGGAGCUGUAACUAUUCAAGGUGUUCUCAGGAGGAAGACUUUAUUGAAAGAAGGCAAAAAGCCAACAGUAGCAUCUUGGACAAAAUACUGGGCAGCACUAUGUGGAACUCAACUUUUCUACUAUGCAGCAAAGUCUUUGAAGGCAACUGAGCGAAAACAUUUCAAAUCUACACCAGCUAAGAAUGUGUCAGUAGUAGGGUGGAUGGUUAUGAUGGCUGAUGAUCCAGAACAUCCAGAUCUCUUCCUACUUACAGAUUCUGAAAGAGGAAACUCAUAUAAGUUUCAGGCUGGUAAUAGAAUGAAUGCAAUGCUGUGGUUCAAACAUCUGAGCGCUGCCUGCCAGAGUAACAGGCAACAGGUUCCUGCCAACUUGAUGACAUUUGAAUGAGAAACUUCUUUAAAAUGAGAACAAGAUGACUUUUUUUAAAAUGCUGUAAUAGGUUGAGAAGGGAAGUCCUGGAGAGGGCAUGCCAGCUAAACUUCUGUGCCAGAACAAAUCCGGUAAACGGAGUUUCAAAGCUUUGAAGUACUGAACAAACAAAGAAGCAUUAAGAGUUCAAGGGAUGGAGUUGCAGCAUGAACUGUCACAGACUGCGCUGCUGCGGCGGAUUCUCUGAACUGACCUGUGGAUACUACUGCCUUAAAGAAUGAAAGGAAAACCAACACGAAACACCAAAUAGUGUGUGUGAAAUGUCUGGCGGUGCUGUGCUUAGGUUAAAUAGGUUGUAGCUCAUUUGCAUUUGAGUUAGAUUUCUGUUAGUUUUGAAUUAGUUGAGCCCCCUCCCCCUUUUUUUGCCGUUUUUGUUGUGGUCCAAAGGAGUGAAUACCUUACUGUAUAAGGGUUGUGUCGGGCGGGGUAUGCAAGGAUGUAGCUGAACAGUGUACAGACUAUACCAGCAUCCUUCUAGAAGAGUUCUUUUGGGCUCAGUUCAUUGGAAACACAGAUCAACUUGUUUAAGCUUAGUAUUUGAAAAAUGUAAUAUAUGCAAGUUUCUUCUCUUUUCACAAAGCACUGACUGUGCAGAAAUUGGUACUGUGUGUGGGGAUUUUCUUACCUGCAAGUGGCACAACACCAAACUUUUAAACUCUGCAACUUCCUUUGUUAGAGUUGUUAGUUAAAAUCUCCUGUUUGAAAUACUAUGCAGGAUUCUGGAGAUCAGGCUUGGAGAAAUGUCACUGGGUCAGAACUGAGUCUUUCCUCUCCUCGAGAUAUAUUUUCAAACUGUCCAUCCCCAUCAAAAAUGUUGUCUUAUAAAACUGAUCUCCGAUCCCUUUGAAAGCUUGCUGUCUACAAUACAGCCCAUCUUUGUCUCUCUUCUGUACAAUUCUGUAAGCCCUGUGUUAGUAUUCUGCAAUUAUGAGUUUUAUUGACUUAUUCUGCUUCAGACAGAGAAGCCAAAUGUGGGUUGCAUGAGCAUCAGCUAUUUGUUCAGAGCUCUCUUGAGGUUAUCUCCCAAGGUAAUUAAAUAACUUGAGGAGGAAAAAAGCAUUGAUCGGAGGGUGGAUGAAAAUAGGAUGAAUUAAGCUAAUUGAAGCCACUUUAUUGUAAUUUUUGUUACUCCAUCUGGUUUUUUAAAAAAACAUUUUAGACUCAUUUAUGAAAAAAUGUCUUGAGCAGUAAAGAUUGUUUGCACAUGGUACUUAUUUUGAGACACUUUGACCACUUACAUUGUCAGGGUAAAGGUGGCAAUAUUUGUUUUAACUGAAUUAUCCAACAUAAACAAAUUAAAUUUAAAAAGAUUUCGAUCUGGUUAAUUGAAAAAAAUCAUCAUCUACAAGUGGUAAAGAGGUUGUUCAGUAGGAACUAACAUUAUUCACAGUUUAGCAGCAAUUAAAAAUUGUUUCUGAAUAAACUAUGAUCCCAGAAUCCACAUUUUCAACACACGCAUACACACACACACACAACGCAACAGAUUACAAUAGACAUGAGUAGCAGGCAUAAAAUUUGCAGUCAGGUUGUAGUUUGGGAGUUGGGGGGACCUGGAGUAUAUUUCUAAGUGCUGAACUAUUUAAAAUCAGUUACUUUUUUUGAUUCCUAUCAAAUAGUCCCCAUAAUUAAACACAUUGCAUUUGUGUCCUGUUCUGUAUUUGGGGGGGUGGGGGGUUGAACACUCAGUUCUGACCUAGUAAUGGUGCAUUUUUUCAAAGAAUGAUCUGCUUGUUUUGUGUCACUUUUCGUUUAUGCAUUUCUCACAAUAACCCAUGUUGGGUGUUUUGUAGACACAACUCAUAGCCAGCAGUAUUACUGUAUAGAAUUUGCACAACUUCUUGUUUUCCAUUUUUAAAAUAACUGUGUGUUUCUUUUUGGAAGUUUUUUUUUUAAUACACUGUAUAAAUGUCUGUACCUUUUUUAGUAUUGUGGAACGAUAACCCUGUGGAAGUUUUUCUUUAACAAGAGUGAAAAUGGUAGUGAAGGUGUAUUGCAGCUUACCAAACCUUUUCUUAAUGUUUUUGACUGUGGAAACAUGCAACUGGGAUCCACAACUUUACGCGAUUCAAGUUUGCUAAAGACAGAGGGCCAUUUUGUGCUGGAGGUUUUCACACAAGGACUUGUGCAUUUCAAGCUCUUAUGCAUUUGACCUGUCCAGCCUUCAAAUAAUUGCAUCAUUCACAAGUUCAGUUCACUGUUAUUAAAAUCGGUUUUUCUCAAAGGGAGAGAUGGCAUGUUUGUGAAAGCAACACACUGAAGAGAACUUCUCUUUUGAUCUUUAAAGUUUCAAAAGGUGAGGGGAAAGUAUAAAAUUAUAGCAAGCAGUCAAGUUACAUGUGCUGCCAUACUCACCUCUUUUAACUGCUUUCUUCAAAUUUAAGUUUUCAGGUGAGGGCUUUUAGAAACAUGAAACUGCCUAAACUGAUUCAUAAGAAUAGUAGAAUUGUGACAGUUUCAGAGUUUAUGUUAAUUGUCAUACACCCUGCACAUUUUUACUAGUUUUACCUUGAAUUCAUUCAGGUCACAUGAAAACAUUGGGUGCACAAUACUAAAUCACUCCAGUUUUGCUUUGUUUUGUGAGGUUGCUGAUUUGUCAUGAACAUACCUUUAAAAUCUUUAUGUUUAAAUCUACAUUUUCCUGACUUCAGAUAACCUGAGUUAAGAAAAGUACGCUUGGAUAUGAAGAUCUCAUUUUUAUUUCUAUAUUGGUAGAAGGCACUAUUUAAUGUCUACCAUGUGCCACAAUAGGCAUCAAAUGAAAUUUUACAGCUCAGAGAUUUGAAUCCCAUUAGAUUUGUAUAUUUAUUUUCAAAUAGUUGAGUUUGAGGAAAAAAGCCUGCAAUCCAAAAGUCUUAAACCAGCCUGUGACUGAAUAAAGCAUGUUAAUCGCCACAAGUACCUUUCAGAGUCAAGCUAGCUAUGAAGAUUUUAACGCCAUCACUACUUAUUUGACAGUGAUGGAUUGAGUAUAAACUAGCUUCCACUUUUUUGCAAGAUCCUUACACACGUGUUGCUCAGUGUAUAAACUUAGUAUCUCCCCCUGAAGGGACUGUGUUUUAUCGUUUCACUGAAACACAAUCCAGUGACCUUGGUGUCUUUUGUAAAAAAAAAUUCUUAAUUGCUUUUUAUUUAAACAGAUCCUACUUCACAACCUUGGUGAAUUUUUUGCAUAUAAACCUGUGGCAAGUGCUCUGAUUUCUGUGAGCACUUUAAAAUAAAUAUAUGUAAACGGUGUUUGAGCUACAGUGGCUCAGCAUGGGUUUUGAAAAGAAGGCAAGUCAUCCUUUGAAGUUUCCCAGGAGGGAUGUUUAACUCUCAAUGGACAGCAUCUGUCCUGUUAAAAACUGAAAAAAAGAAAGAAAAAACCUCAUUAAAGAAAUCAAAGGACAUUUCUUGGGUAUAGAAUGCCUUCCUGCUGUGCCCAUUUUUUCACCUGAGCUGAUUUUUUAUGAUGCAUAACUUGAAGAGUCAGCUUACCUUUGAUACCCACCUCAGCUUUGGGCUGCUUCAUGAGAAAUCAGUAUGCUGCUUUUUCCAGUUUGAGAUAUGCUAAACUGCAUGCUAACAUUUGAGCUACUGUCCUGCAAUGCUAGUAUCUUCUGCUUUUGAGGGAGGGGGUCUUGCAGUUUAAUAGUAGAAGGCAGGCUGAGAAAAGAAACCCUGGUGUUAACACAGCCAAACGACCUAGGGAAAGUGUUCCAUGUGAUAAAACUCCAGCAGAGAACUGGAUCACACAAAAACUAUUCGAAAAUCUUUGUGGAGGCAAAAUGGUGUUGCUUCAUAUGAGUGAAAUCAAUCCAGGUAUUCUCGUAUGGCACUGCACGUAGUUUCAUCUCCCACCACUCUGCUCCAGUGUGGAGGCUAUGGAGGAAAGGCUUGAGAGAACUUCUCUAAACUGCCCUGUGAAUGAUUUUUUAAUCAUAAAUAUUUUGGAUCCGGCUGCUGGAGGCAUACCACUACCAGGCAUGAAAAGCAACAUGAAAGAAUACCGCAGGGCUAAAUAAAGCUCAUGGUCUACUCACGAGUUUUCAUUCAAGUACAUUCUUACCGCUUUGUGUUCAACCGUAAGCAGCUAGCUUCAAAUUAAUCUCAAUCAUGAAGCGCUCUUUCUUUGGAUCUUCCAGUUGCAUCUUUCUUCUUUUGCCUUUCACUUUUUGUAUUCUCUGUUACUAGUAAUCUCGACCUCCCCUUGUUUCUGCUACCCCAGUUUGGUAUAUUGCCUGCUAUGAAAGUCUGGUGUCACUGCAGCUAGUACUAAACUGAUUACUUUUCCUUAAAAAGUUCAUCUUUCAAAUUUUUGUGAUUUCUUAACUGCUUCCCUUUCCCCAUUAAAAAUGGCUUGUGUCUAAGUUUAAAAACCUGCAAUUAGAACUGGGAGCAAACAGGAGAUGCUCCUUCAAGAGGAAUAGCAUUUCCUGCCCGUCAUUGGAUGAUCGUUACUUCAUUGCUGCAUCUGUAGUGUGUGUGUUUUUGUCAGUGCCUUAACUACCCUUUUAAAGACCAAGGGGGCAGUUUGCCUAACACCACUGCUAUGCAUUUCCCCGCUCUAGUUGGGUUUUUGCAGGAGCCCCAUGCAAGGCCCGAUUUAAUGAAUGGAACUUGUGUAGCCAGCAGAAUUCCUGAACAGUUCAUGCUUCUGUUUUGCUUUAGUAUUUAAUAUUACUCCAGCACUGGGCCCAAUAAACUUUUCUCUCCAUUCGGGCAAGUUUCAUUCCAUUCCACUAAUCACCUCUUAAACAUUACCAUUUAGAGUUGAUUUUGGGACCAUUUCAGACCUUCAUUGGCAGGUUCUGUAUUCUAGUUACUUGGCCUGGCCCACACUGCCAUUGAAUAUGGGAGUUGACUAUUACAAUAAAUGUCUGAAGGGGUGCUUUGAUCAUGUAAAAUAUUGCUAAAAAGAUGAUUGCUGGAUUAUUUUUCUGACUGUUGGUAUUGGUAUCUUAGUUUCUUUAUAGACUAGCAGCAAAGACUCCCCUCCCCACCCCCUCCCCAACCUUCACCACAUAAAUCAACAUACUGGAAACUGGAAUGCCUCUGUCAGUUUAGUAGGCCUAAGAUAAACCAGGUUAUAUCUAAUUUUCUGCAGCUAUUUAGAGAGCAUAUCUUUGAUGUGCCAUUAUUUUGAUUAAUGGUUUUGGUGUUUGGGUUAUCAAAUGGUAUUCAUGAGGAAAUUGGGAGGGGGUGGGGGGUCUGUUGAAAUUAUGUAUACCUAAUGGGAACAAGUCUUUCACAAUUGGUGGUGAAUAUUGAACACCUUCCUCUCUUACCAAGUCUGAAGUUCUUAGAUUUUGAGAGAGCUGCAGUAAAAGCAGAAAAUCUGAAGGCCGUAUCCAUUAGACCAUUUGUUUCUGUUUGUCCACAAGUUAUAGGGAAAGAUGAGCUUCAUAACUGAGUACAUUUUCUAACCUACGCCUGUCACAAAUGAAAUAUUUAGCUGUGGCUUGCAAAAAGUAAAACUCACUUCUGUAAGCACGUGUUGUAGUGCCAUGAUAAGGAGUUUUUCUCAGGGAAGGGUUGCAUACAGAUGAAGCUACAGCCCAUACCAUGAUAGUUCCAGUAUCUGGUUGUCUAGCCAUUGUUUAACAUGCAAGGAGCAAGAAGAUCUAUCUAAUUUUGUUUGUGCAGUGGAAGGCUCCUUGUGGCAGAGAAAUGCACUGUUCAUAGCUUAGAGGAGUGGUAGGAAUACAACCCAGCAGCCAUGUCAGUCAUAUUCAUCCAGGCACAAACUGUCCUUGAUGGGGAAGUCUCUGUUUUAGUGGAUGCUUAACACAAGCCAUUUUUAAUGCUUUUUCUCUCCUGGUGACGUGAAGCACUAUGACCUCUAUGAGUGAUGUGCGGUUUGGCUGUACCAUGUCCUUUUCUUCAGUCUGAUUUUUAAUAUUUUCUCGUGUGUGCAUUUGAACUGUGUGUUUGCAUAAGCUGUUUCAUGAUGGCUUGAAGUAUGGACUUAAGAAUAAAAUUUUCCUACUGAAAUAAAUUACUUCAAAUUUG
Sphaerodactylus townsendi is the source of this 8113-nucleotide messenger RNA. RefSeq names its product Ral GEF with PH domain and SH3 binding motif 2 (gene RALGPS2). The transcript is spliced from 20 exons. Gene Ontology annotation, biological process: Ras protein signal transduction; positive regulation of GTPase activity. Lineage: Eukaryota; Metazoa; Chordata; Lepidosauria; Squamata; Sphaerodactylidae. Gene Ontology annotation, molecular function: guanyl-nucleotide exchange factor activity. The coding region runs from base 326 to 2080 and encodes 584 amino acids. Gene Ontology annotation, cellular component: plasma membrane. The record is from RefSeq and is a predicted model, not a curated record.